Salvelinus namaycush (lake trout) is the source of this 501-nucleotide messenger RNA. Its product is annotated as centrin-1-like. NCBI's taxonomy places the organism in Eukaryota, Metazoa, Chordata, Actinopteri, Salmoniformes, Salmonidae. Bases 1 to 501 code for a protein of 166 amino acids. Gene Ontology annotation, biological process: centriole replication; mitotic cell cycle; nucleotide-excision repair. Gene Ontology annotation, molecular function: calcium ion binding. The record is from RefSeq and is a predicted model, not a curated record. The transcript has 6 exons. Gene Ontology annotation, cellular component: centriole; centrosome.
AUGCAGUUGAACAGCUCAGCCUCGCAGCAGAAGAAGUCCAACCCCAAGACAGAGCUCACUGAGGAGCUGAAACAGGAGAUCAGAGAGGCCUUUGAACUGUUUGACACCGACGCCUCCGGAUACAUCGAUGUCAAGGAGCUAAAGGUUGCUAUGAGGGCGCUGGGGUUCGAGCCGAAGAAAGAGGAGAUUAAGAGGAUGAUAACAGAGGUGGAUAAGGACGAAACAGGAAAGAUCUCCUUCUCUGACUUCCUCACCGUCAUGACUCAGAAGAUGGCUGAGAAGGAUUCUAAGGAGGAGAUCCUGAAAGCAUUCCGUCUGUUUGAUGAUGAUGAGACGGGGAAGAUCUCCUUCAGGAACCUGAAGAGGGUCGCUAAGGAACUGGGAGAGAGCCUGACUGACGAGGAACUGCAGGAGAUGAUUGAGGAGGCAGACAGGGAUGGAGACGGAGAGGUGAACCAGGGAGAGUUCCUCCGCAUCAUGAAGAAGACCAGCCUGUACUGA